Molecule: messenger RNA, 4903 nt
Organism: Diaporthe batatas
Lineage: Eukaryota; Fungi; Ascomycota; Sordariomycetes; Diaporthales; Diaporthaceae
Product: SKI complex RNA helicase subunit SKI2
Exons: 3
Coding region: 94-3960 (1288 amino acids)
Biological process (GO): nuclear-transcribed mRNA catabolic process, 3'-5' exonucleolytic nonsense-mediated decay
Cellular component (GO): Ski complex
Molecular function (GO): RNA helicase activity; ATP binding; RNA binding
Source: RefSeq, a predicted model, not a curated record
CGGUAGCUCAAGAGCUGCCAAUCCACACACGACACGAACAGAACUGUGUCUCGGCUUUGUAUUUGAAAUGGUCUCUUCCCGACGGCUGCAAAUAUGACAAAUUCAAUCUCAGAAGCUCUCGCGCAGCUUCACCUGGCUGAGGAGUCUGCCAACGACGAUGCGAUCGAUGACAUCCUCGAGAGAACAGCUCCCCACAGCCAGCGCAGGCCAGAGCCCGAGGAGUUGAAGAAGCACCUCGAGCAGAAGUACCUGACUCCCUCGCAGACCUUCUCCACGGAAUGGCUCAACCGCUUGCAACAACGAUGGGACUGCCCCGUUGAUUACACCGACCUCUUUGCCAUCGCGCCCACCCAAACUCGCACCGUGACACGCUUCGAAAGAAAAGGACUUGAGGGCAGGGUCGUCGGCUACAAGAACGUCACCGUCACGGCCAACAGCGCCACGGCCAAGAACUCGACCUCUUUUGCACGAAAGCCCGCCUCCCGAGCCGAUUUUGUGCGCGGUGCAGCUGGCUUCUUCCCGUUUGCCCCCGGUGGCUUGGACGGCAUAGAAGCAACGGCUGCUCUGGAAGACCAGGCGCUGCGGAACGAGGGGUACCUUGACGUGACCUCGGGGACAAGCAAGCUCGAGAGGGUCAUCAAGCUUGGCGAAGAAGGGAGGCUGUUGGAGGUUGCGCCCGGGCUAACAAGAGGCAUCGACUUUUCCAAGAAGAAAAAGACGCAGGCCGGCGAGGAGGAAGCUAAAGAGGUUGAGAAAGAGCUCGAUCAGGAGCCAGAUCAGUUACCAGACGGGGAGCAGACGAACGGAGAAGCCGUCAACGGUGACAGUACUACCCCAGAGAGCCAGGCAGAUCAGGAAGGCGACGAAGACGAAGACAUCGAUGCAAUACUUCCCGUCGAAUUCCCGGCCCUAGAACCACAUGGCAAACUCGUCGCGUCGAGUGCUAGAAAGGCUGGCCGCGAGUGGGCACACAUGGUGGACAUCAAACGGGAGAUACCCAACUUCCAUGAGCUGGUACCGAACCCGGCGAGGGAAUGGCCUUUUGAGCUCGACACUUUCCAGAAGGAGGCCAUAUACCAUCUCGAGAACGGCGAUUCCGUUUUCGUGGCCGCACAUACCUCCGCAGGAAAGACGGUCGUGGCUGAGUACGCCAUUGCUCUUGCUGCGAGACACAUGACGAAGGCCAUCUACACCUCUCCGAUCAAAGCGCUCAGCAACCAGAAGUUCCGCGAUUUCCGGGAGACCUUUGAUGAGGUCGGCAUUCUGACAGGAGAUGUUCAGAUCAACCCCGAGGCUAGCUGCCUUAUCAUGACGACCGAGAUUCUGAGAAGUAUGCUGUACAGAGGAGCAGACGUGAUUCGCGACGUUGAAUUCGUAAUAUUUGACGAGGUGCACUACGUCAACGACGCGGAGAGAGGUGUGGUCUGGGAAGAGGUCAUCAUCAUGCUUCCUGAUCAUGUAUCACUAAUUCUUCUAUCUGCCACCGUACCGAACACGCACGAGUUCGCAUCAUGGGUUGGCAGGACAAAAAAGAAGGACAUAUACGUUAUCUCAACUCCCAAGCGACCAGUUCCACUGGAACACCACCUCUGGGCAAACAAGAACAUCUACAAGAUUGUGGACUCGGAGAAGAAGUUCAUCGAGAAAGGCUGGAAGGACGCGAACUCUGCUCUCCAACGCCGAGACCAUCCCAAGACCAACGAGGUUGCGAACAAUGCGCGCGGAGGCGGUAACCAAAGGGGAGGCCGCGGGGGACCUAACCAAAGGGGCGGCAACAACCAGCGUGGAGGUCGUGGAGGUAAUAAUCAGCGAGGAAGAGGCGGCCCUCCGCGGGCGAGCCACAACCCGGGCCACAUGGGCCGUGCUGGCCGUGUUGGAGGCUUUACGUCGGCUGCCCAGGACAAGAACUUGUGGGUUCACCUCGUGCAGUUCCUCAAGAAGUCAUCCUUGCUCCCGGCAUGCAUUUUCGUCUUCUCCAAGAAACGGUGCGAGGAAAAUGCCGAUGCGCUGAGCAAUCAAGAUUUCUCCACGGCUCAGGAAAAGAGUCACAUCCACAUGAUUGUCGAGAAGUCACUCGCACGGUUGAAGCCAGAGGACCGAGUGCUGCCACAAAUCAUCAGGAUGAAGGAGCUGCUUUCACGUGGCAUAGCAGUUCACCACGGUGGCCUUCUCCCCAUUGUGAAGGAACUGGUGGAAAUCCUGUUUGCGCAGACCCUGGUCAAGGUGCUGUUCGCAACGGAGACGUUUGCCAUGGGUCUCAACCUCCCCACCAGAACAGUUGUCUUCUCGGGUUACAGAAAGCAUGAUGGCCACUCUUUCCGCAACUUGCAUCCAGGCGAGUACACUCAGAUGGCCGGCCGGGCAGGAAGGCGUGGACUGGAUACUGUGGGGUCCGUCAUCAUUGUGCCCCCCGGCGGGGAUGAAGCACCUCCCGUCGUUGAUCUCCAGAAGAUGAUCCUUGGUGAGCCCCAAAAGCUGCGGUCACAAUUCCGAUUGACCUACAAUAUGAUCCUCAAUCUUCUCCGAGUCGAAGCUCUCAAGAUCGAAGAAAUGAUUAAGCGCAGUUUCUCCGAGCAUGCCACGCAACAACUGUUGCCAGAGCAUGAGAAGGCUGUCAAGAUUUCAGAGGCCGACCUGGCCAAGGUCAAACGAGACUCUUGCGACAUCUGCGACGUUCACAUGGACGAGUGUCACCAAGCCGCCCAGGACUAUCGCACCCUGACCGAGGAGUUGUACAAAGGGAUUUUGAACAUUCCUAUCGGCAGGAAGAUAUUCUCUCGCGGGGCUCUCAUAAUAUUCCAGAAGGACGGUAUCAGAACCCCGGGUAUCUUGCUGGCAGACGGCACGGGUAUGCAGGUUUCCGCUGAUGUGGGACCUACGGUGCAUGUCCUUGAGAUCAAGGCAAAUAGAGACACCCGCGACUCAACCGACAUGCUACCUUGCAUACCGGCCUUUCGCCCUAUGUUCCAAGAUCUCCCGAAGCACAAGAAACACAUACAGACCAAGGUCAUGCAUGUGCCUCUGUCAGACGUCGAGGUCAUCACUGGUCACCAGACAAAAGGUGUCAUCCCUGAGAUCUUCCAGGGUGGCGAGGGUGGCAAAGCUGCGAAGGAGGCGAUCAUUCAGAUCUGCAAGACUUGGCAACAGGCCUACUUUGACGAGGCCGACCUCCGCCGAAUCAAGAGCAUGAAUUUGCAGGAGAUUGUUCAGAAGAGAAAACUGGCCGAGCAAGCAGUCACCGGUUCUGAUGCUCUGAAAUGUCCCGAGUUCCUGAAGCAUUUUGCAAUGUGCCAUGACCAGUGGCUCAUCAAGGAGCACAUCGAACAACUCCGCCAAGCCCUGUCAAACCAAAAUCUGCAACUCCUCCCUGACUAUGAACAGCGCAUCCAAGUCCUAAAGGACUUAGAAUUCAUCGACGACUCCUCCCGCAUCCAGCUUAAGGGCAAAGUAGCGUGUGAAAUCCACAGUGGCGACGAGCUCGUCCUCACAGAGCUGAUUCUCGACAACGUGCUGGCCGACUACGAGCCCGCUGAGAUCGCCGCACUGCUGUCGGCCUUUGUAUUCCAGGAGAAAUCAGACAUCGAGCCCUCCCUGACUGGCAACCUCGAAAAGGGCCGCAACACCAUCGUCGCCAUCAGCGAGAAGGUGAACGCGGUGCAGGAGCUGCACCAGGUCAUCCAGACCUCGGACGAGAGCAACGACUUCGCGUGCAAGCCGCGCUUCGGGCUCAUGGAGGUGGUGCACGAGUGGGCCCGGGGCAUGAGCUUCAAGAACAUCACGGGCCUGACGGACGUCCUCGAGGGCACCAUCGUGCGCACCAUCUCGCGCCUGGACGAGACGUGCCGCGAGGUGAAGAACGCGGCGCGCAUCAUCGGCGACCCGGAGCUGUACCAGAAGAUGCAGACGGCGCAGGAGAUGAUCAAGAGGGACAUCACGGCCGUGGCGAGUCUCUACAUGUAGGAGGCGUUUGUCGGAGCUGUCCCACCUACUGUCUGACUGCGCUGGAUUACUUGAGCUUUACCCUUCUGGGAGCCCAUGCUCACUUUUGUUGGAGAUGCAGCUGCGGGUGGGUGGCCUCGGGGCAGUUUACUUGUUUUCAUUUUCACGACAUCACGAACGGGCAUGAAAGAUGGUCAUGGCGAGCCGAAAACGGCAGUUUGUGAUAGAAAGAAGAUAAUGGAUAUCAUGAUGUACUGGGCUGCUGAAUGUUCUGGUUGCACAUUACUCGUGGCAUAUUUCAAGUGGUGAUGAUUGUACAUAUUUGCUGACUUAUUCACAGGGCAUGAUCCACUCUACUGGAGUAUCUUUCUUGAAGGACCCUUCAGAAAGAUGCAGACUUCGAACAAUCCCUCGACUUCAUCAAACACCCUACCCAUCCCAUCACGUGCAAUCCAGCCAGCCAGCGGUGCACAAACGACAUGCAGCCCGAACAAGCUGCCGAUCAAUCAAGCCACAUGAACGCUUUCUCCACCUCCCACUGGCCAGCAGCCACCAGUCCAGCAACGAACCAAUUGCCGCCUACUCUGCCAUGGGCCCCUUGGUGGAUGGACAGGCGGGCUUAGCUCGGUGCCGGGCCCCAAGCUAAUGCUGGAUGAGAGCGAGCGCCCAGUCUGAUGUGGACUCAUAGGCCCUGGCUUCGUCUGAUGUUUGGGACACCCGAGGUUCGAAUAUGCCCCAGUGGUUAGGAGCCAUGAAGGCACGAUCUCGGUGAUGUCCCUUUUUGACCUGUUGGUCGCUGGUUCGAGUCGCCCUGCCGUGGCUUGAUGUGCUCUUUUUUCACCCACCCCUACUAUUACUGUUCCAAGUCCUGGCCUCGAGGAGUCGUGGACUUUUUUAGUGUUCAGUCCACCACGAUUUUACCCACAGGACGUCAGAGAAACGUAGCAAAGACAAGCUUCCAUAU